ACUUUUCACGUGUUACCAAUACUUUACAUCAGAAACCUUACGGGUCUUACCUUACACCACAUUUGGCACUAGUAAUGUCCUAAUGAUUCCAUUGCAUAUAUUCAGAACAACGAUAAGAACAAUCAGCUUUAUACACAGAAAAGUAUCAGCCGUACGUUACGUGUCAAAUUAUGUGGAUUCAAACAUACGACGUCAGAUUUUAGAUUGUUUACAAUCGCAACGGAUUUGCACAUCAGCAAGAUACAUGGCUACCUCAGAAAAAGUUGAACCUACUUGUGCACAAAAUGAUCAGUCAAAAGAACCCAUCAGAUUUCAAACAGAUGGUUCGGAAGCUUCCCAAACCUCACCUAAUGGUCUCUCAGAAACAGAUGUGCAUCCAAAAGCAUCGCCCCCAGUCUCUGUACUUGGAAUGAAAGUCCUUGAUAAAGAGAAAUUCUUGAAGAAAGUCACAGUGCAAGCAUUACCCGUAAGAAGAAAAAAAAUGAAAUUGCUUGCUAAAUAUUUUGGAGAGUGGACAUUUAAAGAAUGUCCUGUAACUGUGAAGGGAAUGGGCACAGAAAAAGAAAAAGAUUUCAAAAUUGUAGUUUUUCAUCCAGAUAAAGUUACAUGUGUGGAAGAUCUUGGAGAGGAUUUUAAAAAUAAAUUGAUUGAAGCUGAAGUUGACUUGAGUGAAUGGUUUGAAGAUGAUGUAGAAUUGAACUAUGACAGUUGGAAAGCUAAAGAAAUUUUACUGGCAAUAAUUCCAAAAGAGUUGGGGAAUGUGUCUGGCUAUUCAAUUGUUGGCCACAUCAUACACUUGAACCUGAGGGAAAACCUUCUUGAGUAUAAAGAAAUCAUUGGUCAAGUGCUAUUGGAAAAACACCACUAUAUCAGAACAGUUGUGAACAAACUCAGCACCAUUGACAACACUUUCAGAAACUUCAAGAUGGAGAUUCUCGCAGGUGAAGAUGACACCAUUACAACAGUCAAAGAGAACGGAGUUACAUUUAAAUUUGACUUUGCAAAAGUCUACUGGAAUACAAGACUAGGUACUGAACAUGCCAGGAUUGCUAAUCAACUCCAGAGGGGGGAUUUGAUGUUUGAUGUGUUUGCUGGAGUUGGACCAUUUGCAGUUUUAGCAGGAAGGAGGGGUGUUGAUGUGUUCGCCAAUGACUUAAAUCCUCAUUCUUACGAAAGCUUGCUGGAAAAUGCUACCCUCAAUAAGAUAAAUACAAAAGUGACCUGUAGCAAUUUGGAUGGAAGAGAUUUCAUCAGGUCUGUGAUGAAACCUGAACUUCUCAGAAGAUGGCAGUUAGAUUAUAUGAACAUUCACAAGACCUUUGUUGUUAUGAAUCUGCCGGGGUUAGCUGUGACGUUUCUCGAUGAAUUCAUAGGUUUAUUAUCGGACAAAGCUUGUGACCAGGACGAAUACCCAGACCAUCUCUUGCCUUUUGUUCACUGCCAUGUCUUUGGGAAAGCAGAUGAUACUAGGCAAGCUGCCAGGGAGCUUGCAGAGGAGAACCUAGGGGAGUCACUACCAGAUGAUGCCACCAUAAAGUUUGUGAGGAAUGUGGCCCCUAACAAGGACAUGUAUUGUGUGGCCUUCAAUGUUCCAAGACACCUUCUAUUUAGGAGUGACAAAAACACUACAACAUCACAACAACAUGCAAAUGAAGAGCCCCCAGAAAAGAAGAUGAAACCAUGUGAUGAACAAUGAUGUUAUUCUCCUGUAGAUCAUGCUCUGAUGCCUUCAAUAAUGUUCAAAUUGGUAUAAAAUUUCAAAAUACCUCAGAUCAGAAAAUGAAGCACUUGAAUAUAAAUAAUCUCUCUUAACUGCAGAGUUGAAGGUAUAAUAAACCUUAUAUUAUAUUGGAGGCACGGUAGUCUAGUGGUAGGACAACGGACUUGUGAACGAAGGGUUGCAAGUUUGAGUCACGGCACGGCACUGUGUUGUAUCUUUGAGCAAGAUACUUUACUCCACUUGUUCCAGUCUACUGAUCAGCUGUGAAUGAGUACCAGGUUGGGCAGUGCUAGAAUUGUUGAAUGCUAGCUGUGAGUGCCAAAAUGGCAGCACCGACUGUAUGCUCCCCA
Mizuhopecten yessoensis (Yesso scallop) is the source of this 2070-nucleotide messenger RNA. Its product is annotated as tRNA (guanine(37)-N1)-methyltransferase-like. NCBI's taxonomy places the organism in Eukaryota, Metazoa, Mollusca, Bivalvia, Pectinida, Pectinidae. Bases 83 to 1696 code for a protein of 537 amino acids. Gene Ontology annotation, biological process: mitochondrial tRNA methylation; tRNA N1-guanine methylation. The record is from RefSeq and is a predicted model, not a curated record. Gene Ontology annotation, cellular component: mitochondrial matrix; cytoplasm. The transcript has 4 exons.